AUGCCAGAGCCUCGUAAACAGCCACCAUUGAAUCAAAAUAACCUCUGCAAAAAAUCAAAGAGCAGAGCAAACUCUGUUCAAGCCACCAAAACCAUGAGAAAAAUUCGGAUAAUUAAUUAUGAUCCAUACGCUACUGAUGCAUCAGACGAUGAACGAAUCUAUGAGGGACCAUCCCUUAAACGUAUUAUUCGAGAGAUUAAGAUUCCAAUUGAUACUUCUCAUGGACCAACCAAAUCAUCCAAACCUUCUAAGAGUCCAGAAAUGGAGAGUUCAUGUCAAGAUAGCAACAAUGGCGAAAAACCCUUGAACGAGACGAAGGUUUUGAGGAAAAAUCCAAACCCAAGUUCAAAACGACGACGACCGUCUUCAUCGAUGUACAGGGGAGUUAGGCAGCGGAAAUGGGGCAAAUGGGCGGCAGAGAUUCGAGACCCAUUUCAAAGGAGGAGGAUUUGGUUGGGGACUUAUGAUACUCGUGAGGACGCAGCUAAGGCAGUUGAUAUGAAGAGGCUUGAAUUUGAGUCUAUGGCCUCCUCAGAAUUUGUCUCUCAGCCUUGUGAUCAAAACCACCCUGCUGUUUCUGAGGACUCUGGGAGUGUGGUGUCUCACACAUCCCCUUCUUUGGUUCUUGAUUUGGAGUCUUUGACCUCUGCCUCAACUUCACAAAUCAAUGGAAAAUCUGAUAUGUUUGAAGAUGUUUGCAUGGAAAAAAUUCUUGAUAAUGUUGGUGUGGAGGCCAAUGGAGUUGAGGGGCAGGUUGCUGAUGCGGUUUUGUUGGAUGAUUCUUCACUGCUGGCUGAGGUUGGGCAAGGAUUGAAUUUGGGGAUGGAGCUUGAUUCGCUGUUUAUCGAUGAUUUUGGGCAGGCUCUUGACGAUUUUUGUGGACUUGAUGACCUCCAAAUUGUUGGGUUUGAGGAUGAUGGCCCGUGUGAUCUGCCUGAUUUUGAUUUUGAUUUCAAUUUGGAGGUUGGGAAUGAAGUGUUGGCUUGGAUGGAUGAACCAGCUCCCAUUGUGAAAGAGCCACUCAAUAUUGCAUGCCUAUGA
This is a messenger RNA of Ilex paraguariensis (yerba mate), 1041 nucleotides long. Lineage: Eukaryota; Viridiplantae; Streptophyta; Magnoliopsida; Aquifoliales; Aquifoliaceae. The record is from the annotation of a GenBank genome assembly.